GAACGUUCCUGGCUGUGAGAGAAGUACAGUAAAUGUUGGUUCGCAUUCCCUCCCGUCGCCCAUCCCUGACUUUUCUUGCCUUUAUUGGGAAGAAUAUAAGGUGGAGAAACAAACUUCCCACCCUUUUUCCAAAUAUUUACUGAGGAGAGUCAUGAGUCUGGUCGGGGGGUGGGGGGGCUGGGAAUUUUUUGAACUAGUUCUUGAAAAAAAGACUAGUAUGAUAGUACAGCUCUCUUAAUUUUUUAUAUGAGGAAACUGAGGCCGAGAAAUGAAAUCAUGCCUUGAUUUAUUCAGACCUCAGUACCUGUUAGUGACAAAUCCAGGUACUAAAAGGGAAGAGAAGGAAUAAGGGACUUGGUAUUUGUCUAGCAUCAGCAAUGUGUGGACAUCUUGUGAAAGGCUUUAUAAACAUUUCAUUUAAUUCUCUACAUCUAGCCAUGUUUUAACCUGUGCUUUCUCUCCCUUUCCAAGUACUGUUUAUACAUUUAUUAGUCCAUAUUUUAAAAGCUCCAUGCUCUCGCCUGUAUUAAUGCUAUUUGUUAGGAUAAGUAGCAGAUGUCCAUGGAAAAUAAGUGGCUGCAAAGUGGUAAUGCUGACCAGAUGAGAAAAGAAGUGUGAAAGGGGAAUUCUAAAGAAUUACAGCCCUGGAGAGGGUGGGUAGACAGCAACAGUCCAAAAUAGUGCUCUUCAUUGAGGCUGUGUAGACCUUCCUGCUUCCUGGGAAAGCUGAUUGGGGCAUAUUUACACUUGCAUGUGUGUAUUCAGAUUGUCUGGGCUAUGCAGUUUGGGUCAGAUUGCUGAACCCUUGGGAGAGGAGUUCCCUUGUUGUCUGUUCUGAUUGCUGCUUUGUAAUUUGGGCCAUAUAUGAAAGUCAGCAUUCAGUCAUUGAACCAUAGGUGUGUGGCAUAUCUACUUAGGCGCAUUACGCAAUUUUUAUUUCAUUAUAAAAUGUAUAACAUUUACAUUCAAUUGUGGUUUGAGGGCUUAAGAGGAGAAAGAGACAGUGGCACUAAGGUGACUUGCUUCCUGUCCAGGCAGGUCACUGGGCAGUGUUAACUGGGAAGAGCAUCUGGAAGACCAGAGAUCAAUGUAGCCACAUACCCUUAACAAAGGGUGGUACAGCCUGUGGUCUGCCGGGAUUUUUCUUCCCCCGCACCAUGCCUAUCUCCUCUUUGACAUUUCCACCAUAUUCCCCUUAGAGAUAACAAUGGAUGUGGGUAGAGACAGCCGUAUGGAAUGCACACCGCAGUGAUGAACAUGUGGUCCAGCUCUGCCAUCAAGGAGCAAAGCUUCGUGAAGUUUCCCUUGGCCCUUACAGUGUUGGCGUCAUAGACAGGAUACUAAAGCUGCUCUACUUUUCUGGAAGCCACAGUCCAGGGAACCCAGGACCUGUCAAAGCAUCAGAAAGAAUACCUGCAACUGGGAAAUUUCUAAAGGAAAGGAGUUUACUUCUUACAGUGGAGGCUGAGAAGUCCAAGGUCAAGGGUCAGCACCUGCAGCUGGAUCCAUGGGCUUGGCAGCCACAGUGAUCAUGAACUUCCGGCUAUGUCCUAGAGUCAUUUCUCUCUGAGGAUGUCAGGAGGAACCCCAAAAUGUCAUCAAGACACUGGCUGCAGGUCUAAACUCCAAUAAAAUCCAGGUGGGUUACAUCAAUUCAGACAUCUGGAUAAAAGGAUGAAUGAAACCAUGUACAUAA
This is a messenger RNA of Cercocebus atys (sooty mangabey), 1696 nucleotides long. RefSeq lists its product as uncharacterized. The record is from RefSeq and is a predicted model, not a curated record. The coding region runs from base 1212 to 1529 and encodes 105 amino acids. The transcript has 6 exons. NCBI's taxonomy places the organism in Eukaryota, Metazoa, Chordata, Mammalia, Primates, Cercopithecidae.